Molecule: messenger RNA, 2988 nt
Organism: Sus scrofa (pig)
Lineage: Eukaryota; Metazoa; Chordata; Mammalia; Artiodactyla; Suidae
Gene: SAMM50
Product: SAMM50 sorting and assembly machinery component
Biological process (GO): mitochondrial respiratory chain complex assembly; protein insertion into mitochondrial outer membrane
Cellular component (GO): outer membrane
Source: RefSeq, a predicted model, not a curated record
CUGUGACCUACAGCUCACGGUGACGCGGGACACUUAACCCACUGAGGGAGGGCAGGGAUCAAACCCGAAUCCUCAUGGAUACUAGUCCGAUUUGUAAACUGCUGAGCCACGAAGGGAACUCCAGGAAUGUGCAGUUUUCACAAGUAACAUCUUGUCUGUCCUACCCCAGGGUAGGAGAGCAGUGAUUCAGCAAAUAUUCAUCAUGCCGGGCACUGCAAUAGCCUCUGAACUCACCAAGUGAACCAGACAGACGGGCCCCCCCUCCGGGGAAUGAGAGUCCAGCUGGGAAGACAGACGGAUGGGUCAACCAACAAGGGUUGUGGUGAGGGAAGGAGGGGGGCCUGGAGGAACUAAUUUCUCCCUGCUUCUUUCCAGAUAAGAAGGGGAAUGUGACCUUAAGGUUUACCCCACGGAUGCUGGACAAUUAGGAUGCUGCUACUUAAACGAAAAAGGGUCUCAGGGUCUCCUGGAAAGGGUGGAAACCUGAUUCUACGUGAUGGUAAAAAUCCUUCUUCUCUCAUUCUGUCUCUUGUUCCUCUCGUUGCAUUUUAUUACAAUGUGCCUGUAAGUUAUCUUAUGCUGUCUUCUGAGAGGGAAAAGUUGUUUCCAUAGCCAGAAUGAAUCUGUCUUGUCCUCGGAUGUGAAUGGCUCUCACGAGAACCCCCGGACAUUCAGUGACAUGUGUUGGCUGCAGCUGAAAGAAUAAUGGUCAUUUACUGAUGCUUACGUGCCCUGCCCUGGGGCGGGCGUUUUUACACUGUCUCUCGUGGACGAGCCUUUUAAUCCAUCCCUGAGAAGCAGAUAAGACCGUCACCUUCAUUUUGCCAAUGAGAAGCCUGAGCCCUGGGGGCUUUCAGUGACUUGAAGGGUCCCUGCAAACAGCAAAAGAGAAGGAAGAUGCCAAUUCGGACUUGAGCAGCUCCAGACGCCAGGAGAGGACAUAGCUGCAGCCUGGCGCGGCGAGCCUCCGUGCUUGGCCCGAGCGUGGGUACAUGGUAGGACUGAGGUGCCAGGAGGCUUAAGGGAGAAACGUGGUGAAGCCUCUUCGCAACCACCAGCAGGUCUGGCCUCUCCCAGGAGCGACUCGGAUCUCCGGCUCCAGGAAGAUCUUCACUCGGACCCGCGCUCCACGCGGCAACAGGUUCCCGGGCGCCAUUGAACGCUCUGCGCUUGCGCCGUCUCCGGGUCUCAGGACUUCCCGGCGUCUGCGUGAACAUCCGGGUCAUAGCCUCUGAGGGCCAAUGAGCAGAGGUUCCUUGAGCCAGGGGGCGGGGAGAAGGCGGAGCAUCAUGGCCGCCCCCUGUCCGCAGUGGCGGGGGCCUUGUGGGUCUGGCACCAACGUGUAGCGCCGCCACCGGAGGCCCGCCCUCUGCUCUCACCAGCCGAGCUUUGGUUGGGUCCUGGCAGCUCUGGGAGGCAGCGCCGGAGAGUGAGCCAUGGGGACGGUGCACGCCCGGAGCCUGGAGCCUCUUCCAGCCAGUGGACCCGAUUUCGGAGGAUUAGGAGAAGAAGCUGAAUUUGUGGAAGUUGAACCUGAAGCAAAACAGGAAAUUCUUGAGAACAAGGAUGUGGUUGUUCAGCACGUCCACUUUGACGGCCUUGGAAGGACCAAGGAUGACAUCAUCAUGUGCGAAAUUGGAGACGUUUUUAAGGCCAAAAACCUCAUCGAGGUCAUGAGGAAAUCCCAUGAAGCCCGUGAGAAGUUGCUUCGUCUAGGAAUAUUUAGACAAGUGGACGUCUUGAUUGACACGUGUCAAGGUGACGACGCGCUUCCCAACGGGUUAGACGUCACCUUCGAAGUGAUGGAACUGCGGCGACUGACGGGCAGUUACAACACCAUGGUCGGGAACAACGAGGGCAGCAUGGUGCUUGGCCUCAAACUCCCUAAUCUUCUAGGCCGUGCAGAGAAGGUGACAUUUCAGUUUUCCUACGGAACAAAAGAAACUUCGUACGGCCUGUCCUUCUUCAAACCACAGCCCGGAAACUUCGAGAGAAAUUUCUCGGUGAACUUAUACAAAGUUACCGGGCAGUUCCCCUGGAGCUCCCUGCGCGAGACAGACAGAGGGGUGUCGGCCGAGUACUGUUUCCCCGUGUGGAGGAGCAGCCACACCGUCAAGUGGGAGGGCGUGUGGCGCGAGCUGGGCUGCCUGUCCCGGACCGCGUCGUUCGCCGUCCGCAAGGAGAGCGGGCACUCGCUCAAGUCGUCUCUCUCGCACGCGAUGGUCCUCGACUCUCGGAACUCCUCCAUCUUACCGCGAAGGGGCGCUCUGCUCAAAGUUAACCAGGAGCUGGCGGGCUACACCGGAGGGGACGUGAGCUUCAUAAAAGAAGAUUUUGAACUUCAGUUGAACAAACAGCUCAUAUUUGAUUCAGUCUUUUCCGCAUCCCUCUGGGGUGGAAUGUUGGUGCCCAUUGGCGACAAGCCGUCGAGUAUUGCCGACAGGUUUUACCUCGGGGGACCCACGAGCGUGCGCGGCUUCAGCAUGCACAGCGUUGGGCCGCAGAGCGAAGGAGACUACCUGGGUGGAGAGGCGUACUGGGCCGGCGGCCUGCACCUGUACACCCCGUUACCUUUCCGACCCGGCCAGGGCGGCUUUGGAGAGCUCUUCCGAACGCACUUUUUUCUCAACGCCGGAAACCUCUGCAACCUCAACUAUGGCGAGGGCCCCAAAGCUCACAUUCGCAAGCUGGCUGAGUGCAUCCGCUGGUCCUACGGGGCCGGGAUCGUCCUCAGGCUGGGCAACAUCGCCCGGCUGGAGCUGAACUACUGCAUCCCCAUGGGCGUGCAGGGCGGCGACAGGAUAUGUGACGGCGUCCAGUUUGGAGCUGGGAUCAGGUUCCUGUAGCCGAUGCUGAGGCCUCCGGCCCCUCCAGGAGCAACUUGCGGACUGGGCAGCAGUGAGUCACUUGGUGCCACACGCUUUGUCUCCAAACGACCGCAGUCCUUGUGGGAAACCACGUCAAUAAAUUUUAAAGACAAACACUCAA